UGGGCGGCCUCAGCGCCCGCCCGACCGCUGGGAGGACCGACCCGGCGGGGACCUGCUGGGGGCAGGACCCGGGGAGCAAGAUGGCCACGGUCAUCCCCGGCCCCCUGAGCCUCGGGGAGGAUUUCUACCGCGAGGCCAUUGAGCACUGCCGCAGCUACAACGCGCGCCUGUGCGCCGAGCGCAGCCUGCGCCUGCCCUUCCUCGACUCGCAGACCGGCGUGGCCCAGAACAACUGCUACAUCUGGAUGGAGAAGACCCACCGCGGGCCCGGUUUGGCUCCGGGACAGAUCUACACGUACCCGGCCCGCUGCUGGAGGAAAAAGCGGAGACUCAGUAUCCUGGAGGACCCGCGGCUCCGGCCCUGCGAAUACAAGAUCGACUGUGAGGCACCCCUUAAGAAGGAAGGCAGCCUCCCAGAAGGGCCGGUGCUCGAGGCGCUGCUGUGUGCUGAGACGGGGGAGAAGAAGAUGGAGCUGAAGGAGGAAGAGGCCAUUCUGGACUGUCAGAAACAGCAGCUGCUUGAGUUCCCGCACGAUCUGGACGUGGAGGACCUGGAGGAUGACCUGCCUAGGAGGAAGAACAGGACCAAGGGAAAGGCAUAUGGCAUCGGGGGGCUCCGGAAACGCCAGGACACCGCUUCCCUGGAGGACCGAGACAAGCCGUAUGUCUGUGAUAUCUGUGGGAAGCGGUAUAAGAACCGGCCAGGGCUCAGCUACCACUACACCCAUACUCACCUGGCUGAGGAGGAGGGGGAGGAGAACGCUGAGCGCCACGCCCUGCCCUUCCACCGGAAAAACAACCACAAACAGUUUUACAAAGAAUUGGCCUGGGUCCCCGAGGCACAGAGGAAGCACACAGCCAAGAAGGCACCUGACGGUACCGUCAUCCCCAACGGCUACUGUGACUUCUGCCUGGGCGGCUCUAAGAAGACGGGGUGUCCAGAGGACCUCAUCUCCUGCGCAGACUGUGGGCGGUCAGGACACCCCUCGUGUUUACAGUUCACGGUGAACAUGACAGCGGCCGUACGGACCUACCGCUGGCAGUGCAUCGAAUGCAAAUCCUGCAGCCUGUGUGGCACCUCGGAGAAUGACGGUGCCAGCUGGGCGGGUCUCACCCCCCAGGACCAGCUGCUGUUCUGUGAUGACUGCGAUCGGGGUUACCACAUGUACUGCCUGAGCCCCCCCAUGGCGGAACCUCCAGAAGGGAGCUGGAGCUGUCACCUCUGCCUUCGGCACCUGAAAGAGAAGGCCUCUGCCUACAUCACUCUCACCUAGGCCUGGCCCUACCUCUUCUGGGCCUCCGGGCUGGUGCUUGACCGCCUGCCUCUCCGAGCUCCUCCACUCGCUCCCUUGCCACCCUCCUGGCCCACACUGCUAGGGACACAGGGUGAUGCCUGAGGGGGGGCUGGGCCAACCCUCCCCUCUCUGCAAGUGGAAUGUUGGCCCCUGUGGGUUGGGGGCCCCAGGGGGGCCCCUCUCCCUUCCUCCCUCCCUCCCCAUCCCUUGGCAAAUGGGCACCAGGAACUUUUACUCCCCUCAAAGCCAUACCCCGCCUCUAGGCGGGCAUGGGGGGUUGAUGGAUGCCAGCCAGGGCAUGGACAGAGCCUUUUUCUAAAGAAAAAGACAAAAAAGUAAAAAAAAAAAAAAAAAAGAAAUUAAUAUAUACAGAGCCCUCUAAGGCCUGGCUGGAGGGAGGGGCACUGCUGAGCGCAUCCACUGGGCACCCAUCUCUUUGCCAGCCUCCUGCCUGGUACCCCUCCUCCCAGAGCUAUCCCAUCUCCCCACCCCAGGUGGGCACCAUUCCCUUGCUGUGAGCAGGCCUGGCGGGCGUGGUCCCCACCCCUGCCCCUCCCGGUGCCCGCUGUGGAUACUGCAUGUGAACCUGGAUUUUUUUGAACUCUGUUCCUGCCCCUCCUUGACAGUCCUGCCCUGUGCCCCCCCCAAUGCCCAACAGGGCUGGUGGGUGGUACCCGGCGGCAGGGCAAGGGGGGGACCCUGCCCAGCGCUCGCUGGAAUGAGAAGCACAGAUUGCAACGGACUCGUUGUCUCCUCCUCCCUUGCCCCUCCUCUCCACCCGGCCAGGCCGGACUGCCCCUGCCACCCUCGCUGGCCACUUUGGCAACAGCGAGGGGGUGUGGUUGUUUCUUGUGGUUGUGUGUUUGUUGUUUGGGUUUAAAAAAAAAAGGGAAAUUGAGACUACAAGAGGGGGAGGUGGUGGGCUCGGGGGCCCACCCCAGGAAGGCCCCUCCUUGUAAGAGAGUCUCCUAAUUAUUGCCUGCCUCUGCUGUGAAUUAACUUGUUCUGUGUAUUAAACUGGGCCUGGCCCCUCUGCCACGA
Ochotona curzoniae (black-lipped pika) is the source of this 2336-nucleotide messenger RNA. Its product is annotated as zinc finger protein neuro-d4. The coding region runs from base 81 to 1274 and encodes 397 amino acids. Gene Ontology annotation, biological process: nervous system development. The record is from RefSeq and is a predicted model, not a curated record. Gene Ontology annotation, cellular component: nBAF complex. Lineage: Eukaryota; Metazoa; Chordata; Mammalia; Lagomorpha; Ochotonidae. The transcript is spliced from 12 exons.